AUGCUGACGGGCUACCAGGCGCUCAUGGGUAUCCGCUACAACACCUCUCCUCCUGGUCCUACAUUCGUCCCGUCGCUGGAUGCUGCUCUGCUACAUCUUCGUCCGCAUCCGGGCAGCUCAUCCUUGAGGCGAGGCGACUUGGUGGAAAUUGUCGGCACCAGUGGAUCAGGCAAAAGCUCUUUGAUUACAUUCCUGAUUCUCAUCACCAUACUCUCGGCUACCCUUCCGGCCCCGCUGUCUACGAAUCUUGGGGGGAAAGAGGCUCAGGCCAUGCUCUUUCAGCCCAACACGCAUCGGCCAAUCCUACCUCUCAUUCGACGCGCCAUGGAAGCCCACAUCAAAGCCUGUGCCCCGGGAGUAGAAGAUGAUAUGGUCAACAGUGUCAUCAAAGACAGUAUGAGCCGGCUUCGUAUAUGGACAGGCAAACCCAGGUGGAAAGACCUCGCGUUGGGUAUUCAGAGUGUUCUAGAUGAGACUUCGCCUUACACCUUUCCUCUUUCAAACUCUGGCCAUGCCCUUGACUUGCUUGCCAUUGACGGCCUGUCCGAUGCCUACUACCUUAAGAGAUGGUCCGAGGAGGAGCGCGGUCGGAGACAGCAGCCUCACUUGACUGGAAAAGCAGUGGAAAUGGAGGAUAUCGGUUUGAGGCAGGUCAUGGAGGCUAUAGGAGCUGUUCGCAAGGAGCUCGGGAGCGUGGUCGUGAUGAGCGCACAGAGUCUACGGGUCUCCCGCGACGCCCAGCCCUUUCAUCUGCCACAUCUGCCACCCCCUUACCCGAGUCCUUUCGCUUCAUCCAACAAUCUGCCCUUGUCGGCUUCGAACCCCAUGUACUGGCCACUCAACAUCCAGUUGAGCCUCAUGGGUCGUUCACGAGGCCUUCAACUGCCAGGAGAUACCAUGAUUGCCGACGCCCUCAGAGUCAAAGCCCGCGAGAGGAAUGAUAAGGCCGAAGAUACACGAGGGGAUACGUACAAUGGCCUGGUAAGGAUGGUAAGGUCGGACGGUGCGCUCUUGGGGAAAGAGGGCAUCGGAUUUCAUUUUCGAGUCGGUAACGAGGGGCUACAGGCCUGGGGCGACGAGUAG
Messenger RNA from Cryptococcus wingfieldii CBS 7118, 1083 nucleotides. RefSeq lists its product as hypothetical. The transcript has 4 exons. The record is from RefSeq and is a predicted model, not a curated record. NCBI's taxonomy places the organism in Eukaryota, Fungi, Basidiomycota, Tremellomycetes, Tremellales, Cryptococcaceae. The coding region runs from base 1 to 1083 and encodes 360 amino acids.